UAAUUAUUGCUAUAAAACGUGUUUUCCGAACUAAGAACGUUCACAGAGAUGGAGAUUUUCUGAUAAGUGUUAGUUUUUGUGUAAUCAUGAGUAUAUUGAAGUUUCAGGUUUUACCGUUGAUGUACUUGAUGGUGAAAGCAUCUGCACUGAGGUUAACAGGAUUUGACCCACAGCAAUUUGAAAAUUGUGUGUGUCCUGCGGAAUCUCCUACGAUCAUCAACAGUUUGGAUUCAGAUCAUUCAGGUGUCGAGAGACUAGUUGUAUUCGUAUACAAGAAACCAGGCACAGGCGAAAUUAUCAGCUUCAUUCCCCAAAAGGAGUAUCAGAGAAAAAUUCCCGAUUUCCCCGACUCAUAUGGUCACAUUUAUAAUAUUGACCAGAUUCCGUCUAUUAAAGAUAUAUUUGAAAUCAGUCCUAGUAAAGAUAUACGGGAACAUAUAACACAUAUUGAACCUAUAUCACAGCAUGACAGUAAUGAAGGUAAAGAAAACAUUGUAGAUUCUGAUGAUAAAAUUCCUAAAGUCUUUAAUGAACAACAUUCUAACACUGACAUUAAAAUCCCGACAUGGGAUAUGUCACUUGAUCAAAACGAAGUAAAACCUGAUGAUUCAUAUCCACUGCAGAUAUCAGGAGAAAAUGACGACAAAAAUGGGGGCAUUAUAAACAAUGACAUUGAUAUGAAAAUCCCGAAAUGGCAAAUACAAAUAAAUAAGAAUAUAGUUAUACCCGACGCCGACCACAAAAUACCAAAAAUUAUUAUUGAUGAUAUUGGCAUGAAAAACCCAGAGCAACUGCCAAUGCAACUUGAUGGAAUCAAAGUUAAUCCUGAAGAUUUUAUUUCACAUCCAAAUGCCCACAAAAAUACAGAAAUUAUGAUUGAUAACAGUGGAAUCGAAAUUCCGGAGUGGCCAAUGCAACUUGAUGAAAUCAAAGUUAAACCUGGACAUUUUAUUCCAUAUCCUGAUGACCACAAAAAAACAGGAUUUAUGAUUAAUAACAAUGGAAUAAAAAUCCCGGAGUGGCCAAUGCAACUUGAUGAAAUCAACGGUAAACCUGGACAUUUUAUUCCAUAUCCUGAUGACAACAGAAAUACAGGAAUUAUGAUUAAUAACAAUAGAAUAGAAAUCCCGGAGUGGCCAAUGCAACUUGAUAAAAUCAAAGUUAGACCUGGAAAUUUUAUUCCAUAUCCAAAUGACCACAACAAUGAAAUAAUGAUAGAUAACAUUGGAAUGAAAAUCCCAGAGUUUCCAAUGCAACUUGAUGGAAUCAAAGUUAAACCUGAAAAUUUUAUUUCUCAUCCAAAUGACCACAAAAAUACAAGAAUUAUAAUUGAUGACAUUGGAAUUAAACUCCCAGAGUGGCAAAUCCAACUCGAUGAAAGCAAUGAACCUGAACCUUUUAUUCCAUCUCCAAGUGACGAAUCAAAAAUUAUAAUUGAUGAAACUGGCAUAAAUGUCCCGAAAUCACAAACAGAACUUGAUGAAAAUAAAGUUAAUCCUGCACAUAUCAUUUCACAGUUUGUACCAGGAGGAAAUGACCAAACAAAGACAGAAAUUGUGAUUGAUAAUAUUAAGCCUCCAACACAAGACGUUUUGUCAGAACUUAUACCUGUUUCUGGCGAAGAAUACCCAAAUUCUCACGAAAAAAUCCACGCGUCUGUACAACCAUUAAUAAAUAAUGAUCUUAAUUUGGAUAAACCUCCAAUAGAUUGGACCUUAAUUGACUCUUUAAAACCUCAAAAUCUGUUUGAAGAAAGUAGCCCAGAACAUACUUUACCAGGUGGAAUUGAAACGAUUUGGCAUAAAGAACAAAAAUCUUUAGACGAACCUAAUCAUUCCAUUCACAUCAGACCUCCUCUAACCGAGAGAUUUUGGUUUCCGGAUGAUAAAGAAGUUAAAACUCCAACGUUCCAAAGAAUGAAAGUGCCUAGAAAGGACCAAUACGGCAGAAUUAUAGGUUGGACAUACAAGACCAUUAAAACUUAUUGGGAAGGGGGUUCACGAUUCCCUAAUAAAUGGGAGAAAUAUCGAAUAAAUAGGUACAGACCGUUUGAUUACCAUUAUCAAUAUAUAGAAGAUCCAGCCUUCGACCAUUGGCUUAGAGAGCAACUCAGAAUCACAACUCUCAAUGGUAAUAGAAUACCUACAAGUACAUCAGAUAUCACAGCAUUGGACAGAGCGAUACGAAACGUUCUUUUGCAAAAUGGUUGGAUUGUUACGGGUGAGGGAACUCUUUUAGAUGGCAACGGUAGAACGUCAAGCCUUGAUAACUUAAAGCUCAGACCAAUAUUAGUGGGAAAAACAUUUUCUUACGAUCGCUUUAUGAAAAAAAGCACACACGAGUAUACAACGUCAUCAAAAGUUCCCUAUUUAGAAGGAUUGUUACUCACAAUGAUACAGCCUGCAAAAAUUUUAGGUAUCGUGCCUUUGUCCAUUUCACACAAAUAUCAUGUUGAGGCCAGGGUCAGUGGGCGUAGUUCCAAAGCUAAAAAAGGUUUGAGAGUUUUGCCUAUUGAAGAACUAGUGUCGUUUAGGAAAGAUUCCCAAAAGUCAAAGAAGAAAAAACUUCAGGACUCAAGCAUAAACAAACCUAAAAGACCUCAGGUCCCAAGCAAAAAUAUAUCCAAAGACGCUGCAUUACUGAGGCAAGCUUGGUCAGAGAUACAGCAGCCACAACACGCAAGUGGAUCACUAACACCCUUGCCACAAGGAAGAGGGAUAGUAACGCACAUGGAUUAUGGGAAAUAUGGUACUCAUAGAAUUAUAACUCCUGAGAGGCCGGAGUGGAGGAUAAUAGGAGGGAAAUCUGCAACUAGCAGUGGCACUCCAUUGAAGUGGAAGGGAAGAUCUGGUUUAUAUGGAUAAAGAGGCUAAGGCAAAUUAUCCCUAAUUGUGUUAAUAUUAAGUAGAGCUAAGUAAUAGAUUACGAAAUGCUUAUUAUGCAUUUUAGGUAUUAAUUUGACGACCCAGGCUAGUAUCCGUAUUACCAAAACUAUUUUUGAAGCAUAAUAAAGGGAUCCCAGAAGCA
This is a messenger RNA of Cydia splendana, 3027 nucleotides long. RefSeq lists its product as uncharacterized. The coding region runs from base 87 to 2864 and encodes 925 amino acids. Lineage: Eukaryota; Metazoa; Arthropoda; Insecta; Lepidoptera; Tortricidae. The record is from RefSeq and is a predicted model, not a curated record. The transcript has 3 exons.